AUGUCUAUCACUUCAGAGCCUGGGAUGAUCUCUUCAUUUUUAUUAGUAAACCUGUCAGCUUUGCUCAUCUCUGUUGUAUUUGGAGAAGCAGAAAUAAGAUUUGCUGGACAAACAGAAUUUUUUGUUAAUGAAACAAGCACCACAGUUAUUCGUCUUGUCAUUGAGAGGACAGGAGAGCCAGCAAAUAUUACUGCCAUUGUGUCGCUGAAUGGCGAAGACACUGGAGACUUUUUUGACACGUACGCUGCGGCGUUUAUCCCUGCGGGAGGGACAAACAGGACCGUGUACAUAGCAGUAUGUGAUGACGAUCUUCCCGAGCCUGAUGAAACCUUCACUUUUCACCUGACAUUGCAGAAACCCUCAGCAAAUGUGAAACUUGGAUGGCCAAGGACUGCUACUGUGACAAUCCUAUCAAAUGACAAUGCAUUUGGAAUUAUUUCCUUUAGUGCGCCUUCAUCAAUCUCAGUGGCUGAACCAAGGAGCAGAAAUGAAUCUGUGCCCCUUACUCUCAUCAGGGAAAAGGGGACCUAUGGAAUGGUCACUGUGACUUUUGAUGUAUCAGGUGGCCCAAAUCCCCCUGAAGAAGAUUUGAAUCCAGUUAGAGGAAAUAUUACCUUCCCACCUGGCAGGGCCACCGUAAUUCACAACUGGACAAUACUUGAUGAUGAGGUGCCAGAAAAUGAUGAAGUGUUUUUGAUUCAGCUGAAAAGUGUAGAAGGAGGGGCAGAGAUGAACGCCUCGCGGAGUUCGGUUGAAAUCACCGUGAGGAAAAACGACAGUCCUGUGAAGUUCAUCCAGAGUGUCUACUUGAUUCCCGAGGAUGACCACAUCCUCACUAUUCCAGUGCUCCGUGGGAAGGAUAGCGAUGGAAACCUGAUUGGAGCUGAGGAAUCCGAAGUUUCAGUCAGAUAUAAAGUUAUGACCGGGGAUUCAACAGCACAUGCCCAGCAAAAUGUAGACUUCAUCGAUCUUCAACCAGACACCACUCUUACCUUCCCGCCUUUUAUUCAUGAGUUACACUUGAAAUUUCAAAUAAUUGAUGACACCAUACCAGAGAUAGCUGAAUCAUUUCACAUAAUGUUACUAAAGAACACGUUGCAGGGAGAUGCUGUGCUGAUGGGUCCUUCUUCUGUGCAGGUCACCAUUAAGCCAAACGACAAACCUUAUGGAGUUCUUUCAUUCAACAGCAUUUUGUUUGAAAGGCCAGUUAUAAUCGAUGAAGAUAAAGCUUCCAGUUCUAGAUUUGAAGAAAUCACAGUGGUUAGAAAUGGUGGCACCCACGGAGAUGUUUCUGUGAAUUGGGUGCUGACAAGGAACAGCAGUGAUCCCUCACCAGUGACAGCAGAUAUCAGCCCUAGUUCUGGGACUCUCCAGUUUGUACAAGGGCAGAUGUUGGCAUCAAUUCCUCUUACCAUCAUUGACGAUGAUCUUCCAGAAGAGGCUGAAGUUUACCUCCUUAAAAUCUUGCCUCACACGACACAAGGCGGUGCUGAAGUGAGCGAGCCAGCACAGCUUCUGUUCUACAUUCAGGACAGCGACAAUGUUUAUGGAGAAAUCGCCCUGUUUCCCGUGGAAAGCCAGAAGAUUGAAAGCAGUCCGAGUGAACGAUGCUUAUCCUUGAGUUUUACGAGACUGGGGGGCACUAAAGGAGACUUGAAGGUGAUUUAUUCUGCACUCUAUAUUCCCGCUGGAGCUGUGGACCCCUUGCGAGCCAAAGACGGCAUCUUAAAUACAUCCAGGAGAGGCAGCCUCAUUUUCCCAGAACAUAACAAUCAAGUCACUACAAAGUUACCAAUAAGAAAUGAUGCAUUCCUGCAGAACGAGGCCCACUUCCUAGUGCAGUUGGAAGCUGUGGUGUUGGUGAACAUAUUUCCCCCAAUCCCACCAGUAAGUCCCAGAUUUGGGAAAAUCAGAAAUAUUUCUUUGUUGGUUACCCCAGCCAUUGCGAAUGGAGAAAUUGGGUUUCUUAGUAAUCUUCCAAUCAUUUUGCACGAACCCCAAGGUUCUGCUGCUGAGGUGGUAUACAUCCCUCUCCAUCGAGAUGGAACUGAUGGCCAGGCUACUGUCUACUGGAGUUUGAAGCCCUCUGGCUUUAAUUCAAAAGCCGUGACCAUGGAUGACACAGGUCCCUUUAAUGGCUCUGUGGUGUUUUUAUCUGGGCAAAGUGAUACAACAAUCAACAUUACUGUCAAAGGUGAUGACACCCCAGAACUGAAUGAAACUGUCACCCUUUCCUUAGACAGCGUGAGUGUGGACAAUGAAGUCCUGAAAUCGGGAUACACUAGCCGAGACUUAAUUAUUUUGGAAAAUGAUGAUCCUGGAGGUGUUUUUGAAUUUUCUCAUGAUUCUAGAGGACCCUAUGUUAUAAAAGAAGGAGAUGCUGUAGAGCUCCGUAUCACUCGAUCCAGGGGAUCUCUUGUGAAACAGUUCCUGCGCUAUCACAUAGAACCCAGAGAGAGCAAUGAAUUCUACGGAAAUACAGGCGUGCUGGAAUUCACACCUGGGGAGCGAGAUGUAGUGAUCACCUUGCUUUCAAGAUUGGAUGGCAUGCCAGAGGUGGAUGAACACUACAGGGUAGUCCUCAGUAGCCACGGAGAACGGGAAAGCAAGCUGGGACGCGCCACGGUUGUCAAUGUAACGAUUCUGAAAAAUGACCAUCCUCAUGGGAUGAUAGAGUUUGUUUCUGAUGAUUUGACCAUGUCAAUAAAAGAAAGCAAAGGAGAGGACCUCUAUAGUGCUGUUUAUGGUGUAAUACGAACUCGAGGCAACUUUGGUGAUGUUAGUGUAUCAUGGAUGGUUAGUCCAGACUUUACACAAGAUGUAUUUCCUGUGCAAGGAACUGUUGCCUUUGGAGACCAGGAAUCUUCAAAAACUAUCACCGUUUACUCCCUUGCAGAUGAAAUUCCAGAGGAGAUGGAGGAAUUCACCAUCAUCCUGUUUAAUACCACCAGUGGUGCUCAGAUAGGGAACCGAACAAGAGCCUUCCUGAGGAUCCUGAGGAAUGAUGACCCCAUUUAUUUUGCAGAGCCUUGUGUCCUGAGGGUCCAGGAGGGUGAGACUGCCAACUUCACAGUACUCAGAAAUGGGUCUGUGGAUGUAACUUGCACUGUCCAGUAUGCUACCAUGGAUGGAGAGGCUUCGGGAAGAGAGGGAGACUUUGUUCCUGUUGAGAAAGGAGAAACCCUUGUAUUUGAGGUUGGGAGCAGAGAGCAGAGUGUAUCUGUCUAUGUCAAUGAUGACGGAAUCCCUGAAACAGAUGAACCUUUUUAUAUAAUCCUUUUCAAUUCAACAGGUGACACGGUAGUUUAUCAGUUUGGAAUAGCCACAGUCAUCAUCGAAGCCAAUGAUGACCCGAAUGGGGUUUUUUCUCUGGAGCCCGUAGACAAAGCAGUGGAGGAAGGAAAGACGAAUGCAUUUUGGGUUUUGAGGCACCGUGGACACUUUGGCAACGUCUCUGUGGCUUGGCAGCUGUUUCAGAAUGCUUCUCUGCAGUCUGGACAAGAGUUCUAUGAAACGUCAGGGACUGUUAACUUCAUAGAUGGAGAAGCAUCAAAACCAGUAAUUCUCCAUGCUUUCCCAGAUGGAAUUCCUGAAUUCAAUGAAUUUUAUACUCUAAAGCUUGUAAAUAUUUCAGGUUCUGGAGGUCAGCUAGCAGAAACCAACCUUCAGGUGACAGUCAUGAUUCCAUUCAAUGAUGAUCCAUUUGGAAUUUUCGUCUUAGAUCCAGAGUGUCUAGACAGAGAAGUAGCAGAAGAUGUCCUUUCAGAAGAUGAUAUAUCUUAUAUUACCAACUUUACCGUUUUGAGACAACAGGGUGUCUUCGGCGAUGUGCGGGUUGGCUGGGAGGUUCUGUCCAGAGAGUUCACUGCCGGUUUGCCACCAAUGAUCGACUUUUUGCUGGUAGGAAUUUUCCCUGCUGCUGUGCAUUUGCAGCCACAUAUGCGACGUCACCAGAGUGGAACAGAUGUCUGGUACUUCAGCGGACAAGAAGGUGCAUUUGGGACUGUCGACCCAAAGUACCACCCUUCCAGGGAUAGCACAAUUGCCAACUUUACAUUUUCAGCUUGGGUAAUGCCUAAUGCCAAUACAAAUGGAUUUCUCAUAGCGAAGGAUGAUGGCAAUGGAGGUAUCUAUUAUGGGGUAAAAAUUAAAACAAAUGAAUCCCAUGUGACCCUUUCCCUUCACUAUAAAACUUUUGGAUCAAAUGUCACAUAUAUUGCCAAGACCACAGUCAUGAAAUAUUUAGAAGAAGGUGUUUGGCUUCAUGUUUUAAUUAUCCUAGAUGAUGGCAUAAUUGAAUUCUAUCUGGAUGGAAGUGCAAUGCCUAGAGGAAUCAAGAGUCUCAAAGGAGAAGCCAUCACUGAUGGUCCUGGAAUACUGAGAAUUGGGGCGGGGAUGAACGGGAGUGACCGAUUCACAGGCUGGAUGCAGGAUGUGCGGGCCUAUGAGCGGAAACUGACUACCCAAGAGAUGUAUGAACUCCAUGCUAUGCCAGCAAGGAAUGAUCUACACCCCAUUUCUGGGUACCUGGAGUUCAGACAAGGAGAAAACAACAAGUCAUUCAUUGUUUCUGCAAGAGAUGACAAGGAAGAGGAAGGAGAGGAGCUAUUUCAUCUGAAACUGGUCUCUGUCUGUGGAGGGGCUCAGAUUUCAGAGGUAGACACGACAGCUAGACUGAGAGUCCAGAAAAGUGACAAUUCCAACGGCCUGUUUGGUUUCACGGGAGCUUGCAUACCAGAGAUUACAGAGGAGGGGUCCACCAUUUCCUGUGUGGUAGAGCGAACAAGGGGAGCUUUGGAUUAUGUUCAUGUUUCCUACACCAUCUCACAGAUCGAAUCGGAAGGCAUCAAUUACCUCAUCGAUGAUUUUGCUAAUGCCAGUGGCACCAUUACCUUCCUGCCUUGGCAGAGGUCUGAGGUCCUAAAUCUAUACAUUCUUGAUGACGACGUUCCUGAGCUUACUGAGUAUUUUCGGGUGACGUUGGUUUCUGCGAUUCCAGGAGAUGGAAAACUUGGUUCAGCUCCCAGCAGUGGUGCCAGCAUCGACCCCGAGAAGGAAAGCACAGACAUCGCCAUCACAGCCAGCGAUCACCCUUAUGGCUUGCUGCAGUUCUCCACAGGGCAGCCUCCUCAGCCUGAAGAUGCAAUGACUCUGCCUGCUAGUAGCAUGCCACACCUCACAGUGCAGGAGGAGGACGGAGAAACCCGUUUACUGAUAGUUCGUGCACAAGGACUCCUUGGCAGGGUUUCUGUGGAAUUUAGGACAGUGUCCUUGACAGCAUUUAGUCCCGAAGACUACCAGAGUAUUGCUGGCACAGUAGAAUUUCAACCAGGAGAAAGAUAUAAAUAUAUUUAUGUCAACAUCACUGAUAAUUCUGUCCCUGAACUGGAAAAAUCUUUUAAAGUUGAGUUGUUAAACUUGGAUGGAGGAGUGUCGGAACUCUUUAGGGUGGAAGGCAGUGGUAGUGGAGAAGGUGACGCGGAUUUCUUCUUCUCGCCUAUUCGUGCACGUGCCAGUCUAGGAGUGGCUUCCCAGAUUCUGGUGACCAUCGCUGCCUCCGACCAUGCUCAUGGGGUGUUUGAAUUCAGCCCUGAGUCACUCCUUGUCAGUGGAACUGAACCAGAGGAUGGGUUCAGUACUGUAGUAUUAAAUGUUACUCGGACUCAGGGAGCUCUGUCGCAUGUGACUUUGCAUUGGAACAUAGACUCUGACCUGGAUGGGGAUCUUGCGGUCACCUCUGGCAACAUCACAUUUGAGAUUGGGCAGAGGACUGCCUGCAUCACUGUGGAGAUAUUGCCAGAUGAAGAGCCAGAGCUAGACAAGGCGCUCACUGUGUCGAUCCUCAGCGUCUCCAGUGGCUCACUGGGAGCCCUUACUAAUGCCACAUUGACAAUUUUGGCUAGUGACGAUCCUUAUGGGCUGUUCAUUUUUUCUAACAAAACUAGACCUAUUACUGUUGAAGAAGCAACUUACAAUGUCACAUUAUCGAUAAUAAGGUUGAAAGGCCUCAUGGGAGAAGUUGUAAUCUCAUAUGCAACUAUAGAUGAUAUGGAAAAACCACCUUAUUUUCCACCUAACUUGGCUAGAGCAAGUCAAGGAGGAGACUAUAUAUCAGCAUCCGGAUUGGCUCUUUUCAGAGCUAAUCAGACUGAGGCAACAAUAACUAUUUCAAUCCUGGAUGAUGAUGAACCAGAACGGUCAGAAUCUGUGUUCAUUGAGCUAGUCAAUUCUACUUUAGUAGAGAGAGUGCAGAAUCGCCCAAUCCCGCACUCCCCACGCCUGGGGCCUAAGGUGGAAACGGUGGCCCACCUCAUUAUUGUUGCCAACGAUGAUGCGUUCGGAACAGUGCAGCUGUCAGCACCAAGUGUCCGUGUAGCAGAAACUCAUGUUGGACCCAUUAUCAACGUGACUCGAACGGGAGGGGCAUUUGCAGAUGUCUCUGUUAAGUUUAAAGCUGUGCCAAUAACUGCCGCCGCUGGUGAAGAUUAUAGUAUAGCUUCAUCAGAUGUGGUCUUGCUGGAAGGGGAAACCAGUAAAGCAGUGCCAAUAUACAUCAUUGAUGACAUCUACCCCGAGCUGGAGGAAUCGUUUCUUGUGCAACUGCUGAAUGAGACAACAGGAGGCGCUCAACUGGGGACUUUAAUGGAGGCGGUUAUUACUAUAGCGGCUUCUGAUGACCCCUAUGGAUUGUUUGGUUUUCAGAAUACUAAAUUUAUUGUAGAGGAACCUGAGUUUAACUCAGUGAGGGUAAGCCUGUCAGUAAUUCGAAAUUCUGGGACACUCGGCAAUGUUACUGUUCAGUGGGUUGCCACCAUUAAUGGACAACUUGCUACUGGCGACCUGCGAGUUGUCUCAGGUAAUGUGACCUUUGCCCCUGGGGAAACCAUUCAAACCUUGUUGUUAGAGGUCCUGGCAGACGACGUUCCGGAGACUGAAGAGGUUAUCCAAGUGCAGCUAACUGGUGCAUCUGGUGGAGGUACAAUUGGGUUAGAUCGAGUGGCAAAUAUUGUUAUUCCUGCCAAUGAUGACCCUUAUGGUUCAGUAGCCUUUGUUCAGUCGGUUUACCGUGUCCAUGAACCUCUGGAAAGAAGUUCUUACGCUAACAUAACUGUCAGGAGAAGCGGAGGAUGCUUUGGCCAUCUCCUGUUGUUCUACAGUACUUCUGAUAUUGAUGUAGUGGCUCUUGCCAUUGAGGAAGGUGAAGAUGUGUUGUCCUACUACGAAUCGCCAACUCAAGGGAUGCCUGAACCCCUCUGGAGAACUUGGCUGAAUGUCUCUUCACUGGAGGAGGCACAGGACACCUGUGCCACUCUGUGUCUCAAAGAACAUGCUUGUUCAGCGUUUUCAGUUGUCAGUGCGACUGACGGUCCUCAGUGCUUUUGGAUGACAUCGUGGGUCAGCUUAACUGUGAACAGCUCAGACUUCUGGACCUACAAGAAGAACAUGACCAGGGUGGCCUCUCUUUUUAGUACCCAGGCAGUGGCUGGUAGUGACUAUGAGCCUCUGACAAGGCAGUGGGCCCUGAUGCUUGAAGGUGAUGAGUUUGCAAAUCUCACGGUUACUGUACUUCCUGAUGAUGUUCCAGAGAAGGACGAAAGUUUCCUAAUUUCUCUCCUUGAAGUUCACCUCAUGAACAUCACAGACAGUUUUAAAAACCAACCAACCAUAGGGCAGCCAAAUACUUCAGCAGUGGUCAUAGCACUGAACGGUGAUGCCUUUGGAAUCUUCAUUAUCUAUGGUGUCAGUCCCAAUACCUCGGAAGACGGCUUGCAUGUGGAAGUGCAGGAGCAGCCGCAAACCUCUGUGGACCUGGUCAUCCACAGGACAGGAGGCAGCUUGGGGCAGGUGACUGUUGAAUGGCGUGUUGUUGGUGGAACAGCUACUGAAGGUCUAGAUUUUAUAGGUGCUGGAGACGUUCUUACUUUUGCAGAAGGUGAAACCAAAAAGACCGCUGUUUUAACAAUUUUGGAUGACCCUGAGCCAGAAGAUGACGAAAGUCUCCUCGUUCGUUUGGUGCACACAGAAGGUGGAAGCAGAAUUCUGCCCAGCUCUGACACUGUGACAGUAAACAUCUUGGCCAAUGACAAUGUGGCAGGGAUUGUCAGCUUUCAGACGGCCUCGAGGUCUGUCAUAGGCCACGAAGGAGAAAUUUUGCAGUUCCAUGUGAUCAGAACACCUCCUGGUCGAGGAAAUGUCACUGUUGACUGGAAAAUUGUUGGACAAAAUCUAGAAGUCAAUUUUGCUAACUUUACAGGCCAACUCUUCUUCUCUGAGGGGACAUUGAAUAAAACAGUAUUUGUACACUUGUUGGAUGACAAUAUUCCUGAGGAGAAAGAAGUUUACCAUGUCGUUCUGUAUGAUGUCAAGACACAAGGAGUCUUGCCAGCGGGAGCCGCUCUGCUUGACAGCCAGGGAUACGCGGCCGUACUGACAGUAGAAGCCAGUGAUGAGCCUCAUGGCGUUUUAAACUUUGCUCUUUCCUCAAGAUUUGUUUUACUGCAGGAGGCUAAUGUAACAAUUCAACUGUUCAUCAACAGAGAGUUUGGAUCUCUAGGAGCUAUCAAUGUCACAUACGCCACGGUUCCUGGACUAGUGAGUCUGAGAAAUGAAACAGAAGGAAUGCCAGCAGAGCCAGAGGCUGACUUUGUCCCUGUGACAGGCUUUCUAGUUUUAGAAGAAGGGGAGACAACAGCAGCCAUCAACAUCACCAUUCUUGAGGAUGAUAUACCGGAGCUAAAGGAGUAUUUCUUGGUGAAUUUAACUCAUGUUGAUCUCAUUAUGGCUCCUCUAACUUCAUUUCCUCCCCGACUAGACUUGGAAGGCUUGACUGCACAGAUUAUCAUUGAUGCCAAUGAUGGUGCCCAAGGUGUAAUUGAAUGGCAGCAUAACAGAUUUGAAGUGAAUGAAACCCAUGGCAUUGUAACAUUGGUAGCCCAGAGGAGCAGAGAGGUCCUCGGCCAGGUUUCCUUGUUCAUGUAUGCCCAGAAUCUAGAGGCUCAAAUGGGGCUGGAUUACAUUUGCACUCCACAGAUUCUUCAUUUUGCUGAUGGAGAAAGGUAUAAACAUGUGGAUGUUGUGAUUCUGGAUGAUGAUAUUCCAGAAGGAGAUGAAAAAUUUCAGUUGAUAUUGACAAAUCCUUCUCCUGGACUAGAGCUGGGGAAGCAUACAACAGCUUUGAUUACUGUCCUUGCAAAUGACGAUGGCCCUGGAGUUCUGUCCUUUAACAACAGUGGGCACAUUUUCCUCAGAGAACCAACAUCUCUCCACAUGCAGGAGAGUGUUGCAGUGUUAAUCAUCAUUCGGGAGCCUGCACAAGGCCUGUUUGGAACGGUGGCGGUUCAGUUCCUUGUGACAGAAGUCAACUCUUCAACACAGUCUAAGGACCUGACUCCUUCCAAAGGCUUUGUCGUUCUAGAGGGGGGUGUUCGAGCCAAGGCCCUGCACAUCUCAGCCAUACUAGACACAGAACCAGAAAUGGAUGAGCAUUUUGUCUGCACCCUGUUUAAUCCAACUGGAGGUGCUAGACUAGGGACCCAUGUUCAAACCCUGAUAACAAUUUUACAAAACCAGGCCCCUUUGGGACUAUUUAGUAUCUCUGCCCUUGAAAAUAGUGCUACCUCUAUAGAUGUUGAAGAAUUCAACAGGAGUGUAUACCUCAAUGUUUCACGAACAAAUGGCCUUGAUUUAGCUGUGAGUGUGCAGUGGGAGACAGUGUCUGAGACAGCUUUUGGCAUGAGGGGAGUGGAUCUUGUCUUUUCUGUAUUUCAAAGCUUUUUCGACCAGACAGCAUCUGGCUGGUGUUUCUUUACUGUUGAAGAUUCAGUUUAUGGUGUGAUGUUAAGAAAAGCAUCGUUAGUUGUUUACCGAUGGCAAGGGACUUUCAUUCCAGUUGAGGAUUUAAAUAUCAAAAAUCCUGAAACUUGCAAGGCCUUUAAUAUUGGUGUUUCCCCUUAUCUUGUCAUUACUCAUGGGGGGAAAAAUGGAGAAAAGCCUUCCAUUAACAGUGUGUACACGCUCACUUCUGGAUUCAAAUUACUCCUGGUUCAGACAAUUAUUAUUUCAGGAAGUUGUCAAGUACAACAUUUCACCUCAGACAAUCAAGAUUAUUUCAUCAUUGCAAGUCAAAGAAAUGAUUCUGAGUUAACUCAGGUCUUCAGAUGGAAUGGAAGCAUCUUUGCCUUACACCAGACAUUGCCUGUCCAAGGUGUACUGGGCAUGGCCUUGUUCAUCAGAGGAGGCUCUGUCUUCUUAGCCAUUUCCCAGGCUAAUGUCAAACGAAAUGCCCUUUUAUUCUCAUGGUCUGGUAGUCAGUUUACUAACUUUCAAGAAGUGUCCAUCAGUGGAAUAACACAAGUGGAGGCUUUGUCUUCGGGCGAUGAUGUUUACUUAUUUUUUGCCAAAAAUACCUUUCUAGGAAAUCAAAAUUCAAUUGACAUUUUCACCUGGGAGAUGGGGAAGUCAUCUUUCAGAUAUUUCCAAUCCCUGGACUUUGCUACUGUUAACAGAAUCCGUUCCUUCACACCAGCUUCUGGAAUAGUCCAUGUGCUUCUACCUGGCCAGCAACAGUCAGCUCUUUACUGCUGGGAUUCAGAGCAGAAUGAGUUCUCUUUUGUUCUGGAAGCACCUGCUGCUCACGAUGCAGCUUUUGUUACAGUGAAGUCCCUUAAUUCAAGCAAAACUUUAAUUGCUUUAGUGGGAGCUACUCACUCGCAUUUCUAUGAGCUGUCUUACAUCUCCAGCCAGUCUGACUUUAUUCCUAGUUUAGGUGAGCUGAUAUUUGAACCUGGUGACAGGGAAGCAAUCAUAGCCGUAAACAUCCUUGAUGACACAGUUCCAGAGAAAGAAGAAUCCUUCAGAGUUCAACUUCAGAAUCCAAAAGGAGGAGCCGAGAUUGGUGUCAGUAGUUCAGUGAGAGUCAACAUUCUAUCUAAUGACAAUGCCUAUGGAGUGAUAGCAUUUGCCCAGAAUUCAUUGCAUAAGCAAGUGGAAGAAAUGGAGCGAGAUAGCCUGGUAACCUUGAAUGUUGAACGCUUAAAAGGAACACAUGGUCGCAUAACUGUAGCAUGGGAAGCAGCUGGAAGUACCAGUGAUGUAUUUCCUACCUCAGGAAUGAUUUCAUUCACAGAGGACCAGGCACUGUCCACUAUUACUCUGACUGUUCUUGCGGAUGAUCUGCCGGAGUUAUCUGAGGUCGUGAUUGUGAGACUCACUCAGAUUGUCACCGAAGGGGUUGAAGAUCCGUCAAAAGCUGCUACUGUUGAUGAGAACAGAAGCAAGUCCGUGCUAACCAUCCUGCCCAGUGACUCGCCCUAUGGCGUGGUUGGCUGGCAUACUGAUUCUCUCUUCACCAGAGUGCCAGAGCCCACAGAGAACAUCACUAUUCUUCAGUUGCAUAUUGUUCGAGACAGAGGACUCUUUGGGGACAUUUCCAUUCAUUUGAUAGCAAAACCCAAUUUCUUACUGCACAUCAAUAAUCAAGCUACUGAGAAUGAAGAUUAUGUGUUGCAAGAUGCAGUAAUAACAAUGAAAGAAAACAUAAAAGAAACUUAUGCUGAAGUUGCCAUUUUGCCAGAUGAGGCUGCGGAACUUGAGGAAGGACUCAUUGUUACCAUCACUGCUGUGAGCCUGGUGAACCCCGACUUCCCUGCAGAGCAGCCACGUGUGCGGAGGCCAAGGAUGGAAAUAGCAGAGAUAAUGAUCGAAGAAAACGAUGAUCCCAGAGGGAUUUUCAAGUUUCAUGUUACCAGAGAUGAUGGUGGAGUGAUUACUGCUCAUGAGCUGUCUCCUCCCUUGAACAUUCUUCAAGUUCCUGUCAUUCGGCUGGCUGGAAGCUUUGAGACAGUACAUGUUUAUUGGAAAGCAACGCCAGACAGUGCUGGUCUGGAAGACUUUCAGCCAUCUCACGGGACUCUCCAAUUUGCUGAUGGACAAGUCACUGCACUGAUAGAAAUAACUAUAAUUGAUGACGGUGAAUUUGAACUCAUGGAGACAUUCAGCAUCUGCUUGAAGAGUGUGGCUGGUGGUGGCAGACUAGGUGAUGAUGCUGUGGUGACUGUUGUCAUACCCCCAAACGAUUCUCCAUUUGGAAUAUUUGGAUUUGAAGAGAAGACUGUAAUGGUUGAUGAAUCCCUUUUGUCUGAUGACCCUGAUUCAUAUGUGACAUUGACAGUCGUCCGGUCCCCAGGAGGUAAAGGAGCUGUCCUACUUCAUUGGGCUAUAGAAGAGAAGGCCAAAGAUGAUCUCAGUCCUUUGAAUGGGACACUUCAUUUUGACGAGACUGAAUUCCAAAAGACCGUGACAUUGCAUACACUUCAGGACAGCAUCCUGGGGGAGGAUAGAUGCUUCACUAUUGAGCUGAGAGCAGCUGAUGAAAUAGAGAUAUCUCCAAUGAAAGGUAGUGCAUCAAUAAUCAUUCGAGGAGAUAAGGGUGCAUCAGAAGUUGGGAUUGCUUCAUCAUCUAGACACAUCAUUAUUGGGGAACCCUCAGCAACAUAUAAUGGCACUGGCAUCAUCAGCCUUGUUCGUGGCCCAGGGGUCUCAGGGGAGAUCACGGUGUCCUGGAGGAUAUUUCCUCCUUCCGUGGGGGAGUUUGUUGAAACAUCAGGACAACUGACAAUUCAGGAUGGACAGUCUGAAGCUACUGUAGUAAUUCAGGCUUUGGAUGAUGACACCCCUGAGGAGAAGUGUACCUAUGAGUUCCAGCUCACUGGAAUCAGUGAGGGUGGCGUGCUGAAUGAAGCCACUAUCACCGCCGGCAUCACCAUGGUGGCCAGUGAUGGCCCCUAUGGGCGGUUCUCAUUUUCACAGGAGCAGCUUCGAGUCUCAGAAGCAGCACAGAGGGUUAAUGUCACAGUUGUCCGCUCAGGUGGCUCUUUUGGACGUGUGCGAGUCUUGUGUGGGACUGAUAGCAGAACGGCCGAGGCAGGCUGGGACUUUGUCCCCAUAUCAGGGGAGCUCCUCUUUGAAGCCAGAGAGAGGGCGAGAAGUCUGCAUGUUGAAAUCCUUGAUGACAAUCUUCCUGAAGGCCCCGAGGAAUUUGCUCUUGCCAUUACAAAAGUGGACCUCCAGGGAAGAGGGUAUGAUUUCACUAUCCAAGAGAAUGGACUUCAGAUAGAUCAACCUCCUGAAAUUGGAAACAUCUCAAUUGUUCAAAUCAUAAUAAUGAAAAAUGAUAAUGCAGAGGGCAUCAUUGAAUUUGAUCCAAAGUACACUGCCAUCUCAGUGGAGGAAGAUGUCCACAUGAUCACAAUCCCGGUGUUGAGGCUUCGCGGAACUUAUGGACAUGUGUCAGCUGAUUUCAGGUCCCAGGGUUACUCUGCUGUUCCAGGAGGCUAUGUCUUGCACGGUAGCUCAGUCACCUUUCAGCAUGGGCAGAAUCUGAGCUUUAUAAAUGUCUCCAUCGCCGAUGACAAUGACAGGGAAUUUGAGGAGCAGUUUGAAAUUCUGCUUUCUGGAGUGACUGGUGGAGCAGUCCUUGGGCACCACCUAGUGAGCAAAAUCACAAUUACCGAAAGGGACUCUCCAUCUGGCGUCGUAAGAUUCCUCAACCAAAGCAAACUUUCUAUUCCUAACCCCAGCUCCACAAUGGUUUUACAUUUGGUUCUGGAGCGGACUGGAGGACUCUUGGGAGAGAUUCAGGUAAGCUGGGAGAUCCUAGGGCCCACUUCUCAGGAAGCCUUACCACCGCAGAAUGGAGACAUUGAGGACCCUGUGAGUGGCGUAGUCUAUUUUGGAGAGGGAGAAGGCGGGGUCAGAACCAUCAUUCUUACCAUUUGUCCUCACGAGGAAACUGAAGUUGAAGAGACUUUCAUUGUUCAGCUGAAGCCUUCAAAAGACGCUAAGUUAGACCCCAGAGCAAAAGCUGUUGCAAUAACAGUACAAAAGUUUGGUGAUCCGAACGGAGUCGUUCAGUUUGCUCCAGAGUCUUUAUCUAAGAAGACGUAUUCAGAGCCACCACUAUCAGAUGGACCCACACUCAUUUCCUUCCAUGUCACAAGAGCCAGAGGCAGGUCUGGAGAGAUCACGGUGCACUGGGAGCUCAGCAGUGAGUUUGAUAUCACUGGAGACUUUCUUUUCACCAGUGGAUUUUUCCCCAUUGCUGAUGGGGAGAGUGAAGCAAGCUUUGAUGUCCAUUUGCUGCCAGAUGAUAUACCUGAGAUGCAGGAAGAAUAUGCUGUGCGGCUUGUUUCUGUAGAGGGAGGUGCAGAGCUGGACCUGGAAAAAUGCACCGCCUUGUUCUCUGUGUCUGCAAAUGACGACCCGCAUGGUGUAUUGGCCCUGUAUUCAGAUCAUCAGUCGGUACUGAUCGGGCAGAGCCUCAUUAGGUCCAUCCAGAUGAACGUCACCCGCCUUGCUGGAACGUUUGGUGAUGUGGCUGUUAGAUUUCAAAUACUGUCUGAUAAUAAAGAAGACCCCAUUGCUUCUGAAAACGAAGAGAGACAGCUGGUGAUCAAAGAUGGCACCAGAUAUAAAGUAGACUUGGUGCCUUUGAAGAAUCAGCUCUCCACGUUAUCCCUCCGGCCUGCUGUCCUCCUUUUCCAGCUCUCAGACACCAUCAAGUUGGCACCCAUCGACUACAAUAGCUUCGCGCAUAUGGAAGAUGUUGUGUCUAGGCGCGCUGUGCCCUUUCAUCAUCUGGAGACGGACUCUUCUGGUCGGGGACGCUAUCUGGCCGGGCUCUACUCGGACUUGGCGGCGAUUUUACCUUGGCGUCUCCCUUUCCCCACACGCGCCACAAGUCGUUCCCUUUGUGAAUUUAGCCUCCGACCCGCCGCUGUAAGUACUAAAUUGGGCCACGCCAAUGGCUAUGAAACGUGCUGUGGAGUCGCUUUAGAAAAUCACAUGUCCAGCCUCGGUCUGAGGGCUUUUGCCCUGUAUCUUGUUUUGUCCUGGAGUGACCUCCACAACGGCAUCAUAGGCUUCAGUGAGGAAUCCCAAAGAGGUCUGGAACUGAGGGAAGGAGCUGGUAAGAGCAGACAGCACCUGGUUAUCACAAGGCAGCCAAACAGGGCCUUUGAAGAUGUCCAGGUCUUUUGGCGAGUCACACUUAACCAAACAGCCACCAUUCUCCAGAAAGAGGGGCUAAACCUAACAGAUGAGCUCCGGUUUGUGGCAGGGGUCACAACUUGCAGAGUGGGUCAAACAAGAUGCUUUAUCCACCUUGAGCUCAAUCCGGAGAAGGUGCCUCAAGUUGAAGUGCAGUUUUUUGUGGAGCUGUAUGAUGUCACUGCUGGGGCAGCUAUAAACAACAGUGCCAGAUUUGCUCAGAUUAAAGUUUCCAAGACUGACACACCUCAGAGUCUCCUCUCCUUCUCUGUGGGUUCUCGGCUGGCAGUGGCUCAUAAGAAGGCUACUUUGAUCAGUUUGCAGGUAGCCAGAGACUCUGGGACAGGAAUGAUGAUGUCUGUCAACUUUAGUACCCAGGAGUUGAGGAGUGCUGAAACAGUUGGUCGUGUUCGCAUAUCUCCUGCUGUUUCUGGAAAGGAUUUUGUGAGAACAGAAGGCACACUGGUGUUUGAACCUGGCCAGAGAAGUGCUGUGCUGGAUGUUGUCUUAACACCGGAGAGCGCAUCUUUCAAUGCAUUUCCAAAACGCUUCCAGAUUGUGCUUUUUGACCCAAAAGGUGGUGCCAGAAUUGAUAAAGUGUAUGGGACUGCCAAUGUCACUCUUGUCUCUGAUGUGGAUUCACAAGCUAUCUGGGGGCUUGCAGACCAGCUCCAUCAGCCCCUCCAUGAGGAUGUUCUCAACAGAGUGCUGCACAACCUCAACAUGAGAGUCGCCACAGAGAGCACGGAUGAGCAGCUCAGUGCUGUGAUGCAUGUGAUACAAAAGAUAACGAUGGAAGGAAAAAAUCAGGUUUUCAGUAUCAAAAGCCGCACGCUUCUGUAUGAACUCCUUUGUGCCCUCAUUAACCCCAGACGCAGCGACACUCGGGGAUUCAGCCACUUUGUGGAGGUGACAGAGCGCUUUGCCUUUUCUCUGCUGACUGAUGUUACCUGUGGGUCUCCUGGUGAAAAAAGCAAAACCAUCCUUGACAGCUGCCCAUACUUGUCCAUCCUGGCCCUUUCCUGGUAUCCUCAGCAAAUCAAUGGACACACGUUCAAAGGAAAGGAUGGUGAUUACAUUCAAAUUCCAGAGAGGUUAUUGGACAUUCCUGAUGCAGAAGUGCUGGAUGGGAAAGGAGCAUGCACACUGGUCCAGUUUGUGGAGUAUGGCAGUCAGCAGUGGUUCCUGGCAGGAAACAACCUUCCUGCCCUGAAGGACAAGGUGUUGUCCCUGAGUGUGAAAGGUCAGAGUGCACAACCCCUGCCUAACAACAAUGAGGUUCUCUACAGGAUUUAUGCAGCUGAGCCUAGAAUUGUUCCCCAUACAUCUCUCUGUCUCUUCUGGAAUCAGGCCACGGCCAGCUGGUUGUCUGACAGCCAGUUUUGCAAAGUGGUUGAAGAUACUUCGGACUAUGUGGAAUGUGCCUGUUCACACUUGUCUGUGUAUGCUGUCUACGCCCAGACUGACAACUUGUCAUCAUACAAUGAAGCUUUUUUCUCUUCUGGUUUUAUAUGCAUUUCAGGUCUUUGCUUGGCUGUGGUUUCACACAUGUUCUGUGACAGAUACUCGAUGUUUGCAGCUAAACUUCUGACUCACAUGAUGGCAGCCAGCUUAGGAACACAGAUUGUGUUCCUGGCUUCUGCAUACACAAGUCCCCAGCUCAGCGAGGAGAGCUGUUCUGCUGUGGCUGCUGUGGCACAUUACCUGUACCUGUGCCAGUUUAGCUGGAUGCUUAUUCAGUCUGUGAACUUCUGGUACGUGCUGGUGAUGAGUGAUGAACACACCGAGAGGCGAUACCUGCUCUUUUGCCUUCUGAGCUGGGGGCUGCCAUCUUUCCUGGUGAUUCUCCUCAUAGUUAUCCUGAGAGGAAUCUAUCAUCAGAACAUGCCACAGAUCUAUGGACUCAUUCAUGGUGACUUAUGCUUCAUUCCAAACAUCUAUGCUGCUCUGUUCAUGGCUGCUCUCGUUCCUCUUAUGUGCCUCGUGGUGGUGUUUGUGGUGUUCAUUCACGCCUAUCAGCUGAAGCCACAGUGGAAAGGUUAUGACGAUGUCUUCAGAGGACGUACAAAUGCAACAGAAAUCCCUCUGAUUUUAUACCUCUUUGCCCUGGUUUCUGUGACAUGGCUCUGGGGAGGCCUGCAUCUGGCCUACCGACACUUCUGGAUGUUGGUUCUUUUUGUCAUUUUCAAUAGUCUGCAGGGUCUUUAUGUUUUUGUGGUUUAUUUCAUUUUACACAACCAAGCAUGUUGCCCUAUGAAGGCCAGCUACACGGUGGAGAUGAACGGCCACCCAGGACCCAGCACAGCCUUCUUCACUCCUGGGAGUGGAAUGCCUCCAUCUGGAGAGAUUCACAAAUCGACCCAGAACCUCAUCAACGCUAUGGAAGAGGUGCCAUCUGACUGGGAGAGAGCAUCCUUCCAACAGACCAACCAGGCAAGCCCUGAUUUGAAGACAAGUCCCCAGAAUGGCGCCUCAUUCCCUUCCUCUGGAGGAUAUGGCCAGGGGUCCCUGAUAGCAGAUGAAGAGUCCCAGGAGUUUGAUGACUUGAUAUUUGCAUUAAAAACUGGUGCUGGUCUCAGUGUCAGCGACAACGAAUCUGGUCAAGGCAGCCAGGAGGGAGGUACCUUGACCGACUCCCAGAUUGUGGAGCUCAGGAGGAUACCCAUUGCUGACACACACCUCUGAGAGCCUCACUAGCACUAACCAUCAGAAAGAGGAUCAUAUACCUGUUUGCCUUGGCUUCUGAGCUAAACUCUGUAAGCACUCACAGCUGUGUAGUAGUGGUGUGUCAGUCACACGGAAUGACUAACCCAGAAGUGAUUGUUAUGGUUGGAAUAUACAUUGCUUAGUAUUUGUGAAACUUAAGAAGACUGUUAUGAUAAAAGAUCAGAGCAUUCCUGUAAGUUACAAGGAUGCACAUAGUCCAAAACUAUUAGUUGUUUCUUAUUCAUCGUA
Molecule: messenger RNA, 18000 nt
Organism: Onychomys torridus (southern grasshopper mouse)
Lineage: Eukaryota; Metazoa; Chordata; Mammalia; Rodentia; Cricetidae
Gene: Adgrv1
Product: adhesion G protein-coupled receptor V1
Exons: 91
Coding region: 1-17730 (5909 amino acids)
Biological process (GO): negative regulation of adenylate cyclase activity; G protein-coupled receptor signaling pathway; cell surface receptor signaling pathway
Cellular component (GO): membrane
Molecular function (GO): G protein-coupled receptor activity
Source: RefSeq, a predicted model, not a curated record